Messenger RNA from Oryzias melastigma (Indian medaka), 1444 nucleotides. RefSeq names its product putative E3 ubiquitin-protein ligase UBR7. The record is from RefSeq and is a predicted model, not a curated record. Bases 173 to 1351 code for a protein of 392 amino acids. Gene Ontology annotation, cellular component: cytoplasm. Gene Ontology annotation, molecular function: ubiquitin protein ligase activity; zinc ion binding. NCBI's taxonomy places the organism in Eukaryota, Metazoa, Chordata, Actinopteri, Beloniformes, Adrianichthyidae. The transcript is spliced from 12 exons.
UCCACAUCCAGCUAUUUUACAAACAGGGAACAAACUGUUUGGUUUCAUAAUUAUAUUAAAAACGUUUUAAACGCAAAUAAGCUUUAUUACAAAAACAAACAUUUUAACAAAAGGCUCAACUGCCUAUUUAUUGCUUAGAGGUGUCGACUAAAGGACGCCGUUCUCCCGCAGUAUGGCUUCAAACUACCCGGACUCCGACGAGGAUAUUUUUGUCAUCACCGAGGAGGAGCUGGUGCAGGGUCUGAGUGUGCUGGCUGGAAGCGACCUGGAAAACUGCUCCUAUUCCCGGGGUUAUGUGAAGAGGCAGGCAGUGUUUGCCUGCAACACCUGCACCCCCGAUGCCACAGAGCCUGCUGGGAUAUGUCUGGCAUGUGCUGAUAAAUGCCAUGAUGGACAUGACAUUUUUGAACUUUACACCAAAAGAAAUUUUCGCUGCGAUUGCGGAAAUGGAAAAUUUGGAGAUUUUCAAUGUCAGCUGAUUCCUUCUAAAGAUGAGCAAAAUGUUAAGAAUCGCUACAAUCACAACUUCAGUGGCUGCUAUUGCACAUGUGACAGACCAUAUCCUGACAAAGAUGGGGAGGAUAAUGAUGAUGAGAUGAUUCAGUGCGUCAUCUGCGAGGAUUGGUUUCACAGUAAGCACUUGGGCUGCACUGUGGAUGAACCCGAAGAGCUGCAAGAGAUGGUGUGUGAGACGUGCAUGAACAAAGCUCCUUUCUUGUGGACGUAUGCGGCUCACUUUGCAGACCCUCCUUUAAUAAAAAUCAGUAAUUCCAACAAGGAGGAGGAUGUAAAAGUGGAAGUUGUGGAGAAAAGCCCUGAAAAAUGUCCAAGUAGGGAUGAGGGAGCAACCAGCAGUGACGUCCGCAGACAGGAGGAGGGUGGAAGCGAGAGUUCUCCUCGUAAAAAAAAGCACUCCGAGACGUCAAAGGUUAGCACCAAAGCUGGGGAGUGCAGGCUGAAGAAGCUGCAGGGGUUGGAGAGGCCGAGACAAGGAGCGGUGUUCUGGCCUUACAGCUGGCGCUCUGAACUCUGUACCUGUACGAACUGUAAGAAAGCUUAUGUGGCAGCAGAAGUGCAGUUUCUCAUGGAUCAGUCCGAUACCAUCCUGGCUUAUGAGAAAAAAGGUUUGGACAAGCCGUUCGGGCAAGACCCACUGAUGACUCUCCUGGAAUCUAUGGACCGUGUGGAGCAGCUGGAACUCAUAUACGGUAUCAACAAGUUGACGUCUUUGCUCAAUGAAUUUUUGGAACAGUGUGCUUCUGAAGGAAAGGCUGUCACAGCUGAAGCAGUUCAAGAGUUCUUUGAGGAGUUGCGAGCCAAGAAGAGGCGCAGGACUGAUGGAGGAUUUUAGUAACUCGUCACCACGACGACCUUUAAUGAAUGUGUCAUUUUAAAACUAUCCAUAAUAAAGUGGAUUUUUUGCUGCAUCUACUGUAAUUUUAAA